CCGUUGCACCGUCGCGACACGACCGCGCCGCGUCCGUCCGUCGUCGCAGUCUCUCGGGCCGUCACUCUCGUCACGCCGGCCGUCGGACGCAGUAUAUAACAUCACGCUGCACCAACUACGCGACAAUAACACCGCGCGCUCCGCCAACGACGCGCCACCGCCGCCGGUACGCGAAGCCACUGCAAUAUUGUCGUGAAAAUAUAUAUUUCGUAGACGUACCUCUUUCGAUUAUUUUCCGAGGUAGCGUGGAAUCCGUCAGCCGCGUGCUGCAGUCAUUAUAUUAUUAUUGUAAUAAUAAUAUAUACGGUGACCGACAGCGUACAGCGACACGACGACAGGGAUAACAUCGCAUUGCACGACACCGCCCUCGUUCGAAAUGACCAAUCAACCGACCAUAGUGAUCAAGAACCCGACAUGGUGGAAGAGGAGGACGAACUUGGAACGGAAUCUGACCAUCGUCGCCGGCGGAAUGCUAUUGGCGUCCUCAUUUCUGGCCCUGGCUCUGUCGACGUUGUACUUCAACCAUAGCUGCAACAUGGAGAGUCUUCCGUCGAUAUCAGCUGAAAAUAAUGGUUUGAUUGGCAAAUCGCGAGGUAGAAGUCUUUUCCAAAACAGAGAAUACGAAAAAGAUAACAUUUGUCUCACCGCUGGUUGCGUUAAAGCUGCGGCUUCCGUAAUCAACAACAUGGAUACAUCAGUAGAUCCUUGUGAUGAUUUCUAUCAGUUCGCGUGUGGUAAUUUUAUAAAAGAAACUAUCAUCGACGACGAUAAAACGUCGCAAACCACAUUCAGCGCGAUUAGCGACUCGCUGUUGAACAAGCUUCGAAUGAUCAUCACCGAACCCAUUCAACCGAACGAACAGAAACCAUUCAAAAUGGCGAAAUUAUUGUAUAAAUCGUGCAUGGACAAAGAAAAAAUCGAAAAAGUUGGCUUGGGACCUAUUAAGGAAAUGUUAAAAAGCCUGGGCGGAUGGCCCGUACUGGAAGCCGAGAAAUGGAACGAUGCCGAUUUCACGUGGAAGGACAGCGUGUACAAGUUCAGAGUGGCGGGCUACAGCGUAGACUACUUCAUCGACUUCUCCAUCAGCACAGAUUUAAAAAACACCACAACGAGAGCUAUUGACCUGGACCAAGCGUCGCUGGGACUUAGCCGGGAGUACCUGGUCAAAGGCACCGACGAAAAAAUCGUGGCCGCGUACUACAAGUACAUGGUAGACAUCGCGGUGCUGUUCGGCGCUGACCGGCAGAGGGCCACCAAGGAGCUGAGGGAGUCGUUGGACUUUGAGAUAGGAUUGGCGAAGAUAUCGCUACCGCUGGAAGAACGCCGGGACGCCGCCAAGCUGUACAACCCGAUGAAAAUCGCGGAUCUACAACAAAAGUUCCCGAGCAUACCGUGGCAAGAGUACCUGAACAAUCUGUUGAACCCGCUGACCAUACGGCAGGACGACAUCAUAAUUGUAAACUCGCCAAAAUACUUGUCAGACCUCGAAGCUCUACUCAGCAACACGCCCAAGAGGAUCCAAGCGAAUUACGUGAUUUGGAGAGCUGCUGCGGCGUCCGUCAGUUAUCUGACUGAAGAAAUGAGGAAAAGACAAUUGGAGUACAGUACCGAGCUAUCGGGCAGGACCGAAAGAGAACCCAGAUGGAAGGAAUGUGUGGAUAUAAGUUCCGGAAGUUUCUCAUUGGCCAUCGGAUCGUUGUACGUAAGACGGUACUUCGACGAAAACGCUAAAAAGAACGCUUUAGAAAUGGUGAACGGUAUCAGAGAAGAGAUGUACAAAAUAUUAUCGUCAAUCGAUUGGAUGGAUGACGAAACAAGGAAAAACGCUAUAGACAAAGCAAAGUCAAUGACCAGUCACAUUGCAUAUCCGGAUGAAUUAUUGGACGACAGCAAAUUGAAUGCGUUUUAUGAAAACCUUGAAGUCAACGAUAAUGACUAUUACACAUCCGUAUUAAAUUUGACCAAAUUUGGCACUGACUAUAGCUUUUCAAAAUUAAGGCAACCUGUUAACAAAUCAGAUUGGAUUACUCACAGUAAAACAGCAAUUGUAAAUGCAUUUUAUAGUGCUAUUGAAAACAGUAUCCAGUUCCCCGCUGGUAUCUUACAAGGCGCGUUCUUCUCCAGCGAUCGUCCUCGAUACAUGAAUUACGGCGCCAUUGGAUUUGUAAUUGGUCACGAGAUCACCCACGGUUUUGAUGAUCAAGGCAGACAGUUCGAUAAGCAGGGUAAUCUGGUGGACUGGUGGGCGGAGGAGACGAAGAAACGCUACUUGGAAAAGGCGACGUGCAUCAUCAGACAGUAUGGAAAUUACACGGCUCAAGAAGUCGGUCUCAAGUUGAACGGCAUCAACACGCAGGGCGAGAACAUCGCGGACAACGGUGGCGUGAAAGAGGCGUACUACGCGUACAACGUGUGGACCAAACGACACGGCGUCGAACCUCGACUUCCGGGGCUCCAGGACUACACACCGCAACAGAUGUUCUGGGUGAGUGCCGCCAACGUGUGGUGCUCCAAGUACAGGCCGGAAACACUCAAGAACCGCAUCACUACCGGCUUCCACUCGCCAGGCCGUUUCCGGAUCAUCGGCCCGUUCUCCAACCUGGAAGACUUCAGCAACGACUUCCGGUGUCCGCUAGGCUCCAACAUGAACCCGGUCAAGAAGUGCCAAGUGUGGUGAGAUGACCACCGCCCGACCGUGCACAUAUCAUUAUCAUUAUUGUUAUUUUUUUUUAUAGGUGCGAAAUAAUAAUAAUAUUAUAAUAUAUGUGUGAUAAAAUAAUCUCGUCGCGCGUGCGCCUUAUAUCAUUACAAAAAUAUUGUUGUAUAGGUGUAAAAUAUUAUAAUAUACUCGAAUACGAUCAAACCAGUCCCUUGAAUCGUCCCACCCCCACAUUCGUCACUCAAAAAACAUUCCCUUUGACGAUUUAAAUCUUCCCUCCCGCAGAUCGCCCUCCCCGACCACUGGCCCAUCAUAAUCCUCCCUCGAGCUUUAUCUGUGGUAAUUUAUUUAUAUACAAUAUUUUAUUAUUAUUAUUAUCGUGGUAUUGUAUUAUUAUUAUUAUUAUUAUUAUUGUUUUUAAAACGUACGACAUAGUUUAAGUAUCUACAGUCUACAACAUGAGUACAUAAUAAAUAACAUGUGACAUUUUUUUUUAUGAUUCAACAAUAACAAAAAAAAAUUACAAAAUUAAGAAAAUGUUUUAUU
Messenger RNA from Rhopalosiphum maidis (corn leaf aphid), 3205 nucleotides. RefSeq names its product neprilysin-2 (gene Nep2). Gene Ontology annotation, cellular component: plasma membrane. Gene Ontology annotation, molecular function: metalloendopeptidase activity. Lineage: Eukaryota; Metazoa; Arthropoda; Insecta; Hemiptera; Aphididae. Bases 377 to 2677 code for a protein of 766 amino acids. Gene Ontology annotation, biological process: protein processing. The record is from RefSeq and is a predicted model, not a curated record. The transcript is spliced from 12 exons.